Messenger RNA from Rhipicephalus microplus (southern cattle tick), 1433 nucleotides. It is a transcript of the gene Rpt2, whose product is annotated as 26S proteasome regulatory subunit Rpt2. Gene Ontology annotation, molecular function: ATP hydrolysis activity; ATP binding. The record is from RefSeq and is a predicted model, not a curated record. NCBI's taxonomy places the organism in Eukaryota, Metazoa, Arthropoda, Arachnida, Ixodida, Ixodidae.
UAGGUGUGGUGAACAUUCUUAUGUUUCUCAUUUGCAGGGCCAAAACCAAUCACAGGGCGGCAGCGGUGGAGGCGGCUCUGGCGGGGAAAAAGAAGGAUGACAAGGACAAGAAGCGCAAACACGAACCCCCGAUUCCGAGUCGUGUGGGCAAGCGGAAGAAGCGAACCAGGGGACCAGAGGCUGCUAGUAAACUCCCACUCGUGACGCCCCACACGCGAUGCCGGCUGAAGCUGCUGAAGCAGGAGCGAAUCAAGGACUACCUCCUGAUGGAGGAAGAGUUCCUGCGAAACCAGGAACGCCUCAAGCCGCAGGAGGAGAAGCACGAAGAAGAACGCUCUAAGGUGGACGACCUGAGAGGCAGUCCGAUGUCGGUCGGUACUUUGGAAGAAAUCAUCGACGACAGCCAUGCCAUUGUCUCAACAUCCGUGGGUAGCGAGCACUACGUCAGCAUGCUGUCAUUCGUCGACAAAGACCAACUGGAGCCCGGCUGUUCGGUGCUGCUCAACCACAAGGUUCACGCGGUCGUCGGCGUGCUGUCGGACGACGCAGACCCCAUGGUGGCCGUCAUGAAGCUGGAAAAAGCACCCCAGGAGACGUACGCCGACAUCGGAGGGCUUGACCAGCAGAUACAGGAAAUCAAGGAAAGUGUUGAGCUUCCCUUGACACACCCCGAAUACUAUGAGGAGAUGGGCAUUCGACCACCGAAGGGAGUCAUCCUGUAUGGACCCCCCGGCACGGGCAAGACGCUGCUUGCCAAGGCGGUCGCCAACCAGACCUCGGCCACUUUCCUUCGCGUCGUCGGCUCAGAGCUCAUCCAGAAGUACCUGGGAGAUGGCCCCAAGCUCGUUCGAGAGCUGUUCCGGGUUGCUGAAGAGCACGCACCAUCCAUUGUGUUCAUCGACGAAAUCGACGCCGUAGGAACAAAACGGUAUGACUCCAACUCUGGCGGUGAGCGGGAGAUUCAGCGCACCAUGCUGGAGCUGCUGAACCAGUUGGACGGCUUCGACUCGCGGGGUGACGUCAAGGUAGUCAUGGCAACCAACCGCAUCGAGACCCUCGACCCGGCUCUGAUCCGGCCUGGUCGUAUUGACAGAAAAAUUGAGUUCCCUCUGCCGGACGAGAGAACGCGGCGGCGCAUCUUCCAGAUCCACACGGCGCGCAUGACGCUGGCCGGCGACGUUAACUGUGACGAUCUGGUAGCCGCCAAGGACGAUCUGUCUGGUGCAGACAUUAAGGCCAUCUGCACCGAGGCCGGGCUCAUGGCUCUACGGGAGAGGCGCAUGAAGGUGACCAGCGAUGACUUCAGGAAGUCCAAAGAGAACGUCCUGUACCGCAAGAAGGAAGGAAGCCCAGAGGGUCUAUACCUGUGACUCUGUCGCAAGAUUGGUGGCUGUGUUGAAGGUGUAGCUAAUAAAAUGUGUUGCUUACCUUCA